Messenger RNA from Colossoma macropomum (tambaqui), 12475 nucleotides. RefSeq names its product misshapen-like kinase 1 (gene mink1). The coding region runs from base 1331 to 5251 and encodes 1306 amino acids. Gene Ontology annotation, biological process: protein phosphorylation. NCBI's taxonomy places the organism in Eukaryota, Metazoa, Chordata, Actinopteri, Characiformes, Serrasalmidae. Gene Ontology annotation, molecular function: protein kinase activity; ATP binding. The transcript has 32 exons. The record is from RefSeq and is a predicted model, not a curated record.
UGUGUCUGUUACAGCCAGAUACUAUGGCAUAGCAGGUAGUUUGGCCCUGUUAUGGUACCGUAGCACUUUCCCUGCUCAAGCAGAGGGAGAGAGAAGGAGGGAGAGGAAUAAAAGGAAAGGGUAAAAAAAAAGAGAAAGACGGAGAGAAAGAGUGUUGUGUGCUCUUGCAGAGGAGAGACGUCAUAGCGCUGGAAAAACAGGACCGUACCAAAACAAGACGGAGAGAGAGAGAAGUUGUUCCUGUGAAAGGCGCCACAGCAGCGCAUUACCUUCCUUCGCCACCUUACAGAGAUUUAAAGUUGGGCGAAGAGGGGGCUACUGUGGGAAUACUUAAAUCAGCUUAAAUGAUCAGUUCUGUACAAGACCAGCCAGUUUUUGUGAAAAAAGGAAGGGUUCGAGUUGGAAACGCGGUUUGACGUUUUCAACUCGGCUGGACGGAACGAACGAAAGUUUCUGUGAGGCGACGUGAACGUUUUCUUCAUUUUUGUUGCAUUUGUGGCCACAGCAGACUGAACCUCCAGACUUAAAUCGACUCCGGAGAGCCACAGGACAAUGUUGUGGCCGAAACCGUGUGUUUAGGUGUGUGUAUGUGUGUGUGUUUUGCGUGGGCAGCACAGACACGAAACGGUUAUGGCAGAGAGGUUCGGCUGAUGAUGCAGCGCCGUUUUGUUUAUUAGCUCGGUUCGUCAGCUUUGCUAACGCUAGCUUAGCCUGCGCGUCAACUUCGGCGCUCAGAAAAAUAGGACAUUACUGAGGAUUUUUUUGACAACGAGACGACUGCGGUGGCACAAACUGACAUUUUUUCUCGUCUGUCUUUUUUUCCGUGAAGUGCAGCAGCGCAGUGCUUGCCAAAAUGAGCGGUGAAGAGGAGCGCAGUAUAGGAGAAAUGAUCGGAUCUCCAGCAAGGAGUGACCGUUGGAGCUAAUGUAAUGUAAUGUAAUGCAAUGCAAUGUAAUGUAAUGUAGUGCAGUGCAGCCGGAGGAUUAACAACGUUGGCUAACAUUAGCUACUUAUCGCCUAACGCGCAGACCAGGAGCUGUCGGCCUUCAGACCUCGAAACAAAUCCCGAACUAACGUUAUUAACUGUUGUUCGACAUUAUAAACCUGUUCAAGUCGUUAGGCAGAAAUAUCUCGCCUCAUCUGUCUGAGCCCUGUUGUCAUUCAGUAACGUCAAGCUGCCGAGCCGAGCCAGAUGGGUCGUCUCAAGUUUUUCUGAGCGGUCUCCUGUUGUGUUUUUGUUUUCUGACGCUGAAUUAAAGGACGGAGAUCUGUUUGGGGGAAUAUACGUUGUGUUUUUUUCGCCACGGACUUCACAAACUUGGCUUGAACCAUGUCUGAAAACGCACCCACACGGAGUUUGGACGAAAUCGACCUGGCCGCGCUGAGGGACCCAGCGGGAAUCUUUGAGCUGGUGGAGGUUGUGGGCAACGGUACCUAUGGACAGGUGUACAAGGGGCGCCAUGUGAAGACAGGGCAGCUGGCUGCUAUAAAGGUGAUGGACGUCACAGAGGAAGAGGAGGAGGAGAUAAAGGCUGAGAUCAACAUGCUGAAGAAGUACAGCCACCACCGCAACAUCGCCACAUACUACGGAGCCUUUGUUAAGAAGAGCCCACCAGGCCAUGACGACCAGCUCUGGCUGGUGAUGGAGUUCUGCGGUGCCGGCUCAGUAACAGACCUGGUGAAAAACACCAAAGGAAACUCGCUGAAGGAAGACUGGAUCGCAUAUAUCUGCAGAGAGAUCCUGCGGGGCCUGUCCCAUCUCCACGCUCAUAAGGUCAUCCACAGAGACAUCAAAGGCCAGAAUGUUCUUCUGACUGAGAACGCUGAGGUCAAACUCGUUGAUUUUGGAGUGAGUGCUCAGUUGGACCGGACUGUGGGGAGGAGGAACACCUUCAUUGGAACUCCGUACUGGAUGGCUCCUGAGGUCAUCGCCUGUGAUGAAAACCCAGACUCCACCUAUGACUACAGGAGUGACAUCUGGUCUCUGGGAAUCACAGCUAUAGAGAUGGCAGAAGGAGCACCCCCACUGUGUGACAUGCACCCUAUGAGAGCUCUGUUUCUCAUACCUCGGAACCCUCCUCCCAAGCUCAAGUCCAAGAAAUGGUCUAAAAAGUUCAUAGACUUCAUUGAGGGCUGCCUGGUGAAGACCUACCCAAGUCGUCCGUCCACAGAGCAGCUGCUGAAGCACUCGUUCAUCCGGGACCAACCCACAGAGCGACAGGUCCGCAUCCAGCUCAAGGACCACAUCGACCGCACACGCAAGAAACGAGGAGAGAAGGAGGAAACAGAGUAUGAGUAUAGUGGCAGUGAUGAAGAAGAUGAGAACAGAGGGGACGAGAGAGAGUCCAGUUCUAUCUUGAACGUCCCAGGUGAGUCCACUCUGAGGCGGGACUUCCUGAGGCUGCAGCAGGAGAAUAAGGAGCGUUCGGAGGCUCUGAAGAGGCAGCAGGCACAGCUGGCCGCACAGCGACGGGACCCUGAGGAGCACAAACGUCAGUUACUGCAUGACAGACAGAAACGCAUCGAGGAGCAGAAGGAGCAGAGACGCAGACUAGAAGAGCAACAGAGGAAGGAGAGAGAGAUGGUGCGGCAGCAGCAGGAGAAGGCUCCUCACCGACGACUCGACGACAUGAGGCGAGAGGAGGACCGGAGGAUGGCAGAGAGAGAGCAGGAGUUUAUAAGGCAUAAGUUGGAGGAAGAGCAGAGGCAGUUAGAAAUCCUCCAGCAGCAACUUCUUCAGGAGCAGGCCUUGCUCAUGGAGUACAAGCGGAAGCAGCUGGAGGAGCAGAGACAGUCGGAGAGAUUGCAGAGGCAGCUUCAGCAGGAGCACGCUUAUCUUGUCUCUCUGCAGCAGCAGCAACAGCAGCAGCAACAGGACAAGAAGCCCCUCUAUCACUACAGCAAAAACCUGGACAACAACAAGCCUGCCUGGGCCAGAGAGGUGGAGGAGCGCAGUAAACUGAACAGGCAGGGUUCUCCUAAAAUCUGCACCACCGUCUCUGAUACCAACAUCCAGUCACGCUCUGAUUCUGUCAGCCAAUCAGGAGGAGUGCAGGCCGCACAGACUCCGCCCAUGCAGAGACCUGUCGAGCCCCAGGGCGGCCAGGGCAAGUUCCAGAUGGCCCACCUAGUGCCCUUGAAGCCAUAUGCUGCUCCAGUGCCGCGCUCUCAGUCCCUCUGUGAUCAGCCCACUAAGACCAUGUCCGCCUUCCCCACCCAGGACCCCUCCCCCACCCCCACACCCCGCCCACUACACUCCCGGGAGCUCGUCCGGCAGAACUCCGACCCCACCUCUGAGAGCCCUGCUCCCCAGCAGCGCCCACUCAGGGAUGAUCACGGCCCCUGGAUUCGCCUCCCUGAAAUCGAGCAGCCUCCAAAAAUUCCACAGCGAACAGCCUCUAUAGCUACUGCUCUUAACACUAACCUGUCCUCUGGCAUCAGACACCCAGUACGAGCCAGUAAUCCUGAUCUGAGCCGCAACGACCGCUGGGAAAGAGGAGACAGCAUGAGCCUGAUGUCCAACCUGCCUCAGACCGGUUCCUUGGAGAGACACCGCAUCCUCAGUUCAUCAAAAAUGGACUCCUCUCCAAUCCUCUCUCACGAUGGGCGCCACAAACCAGGAGAAUCCCGCACCUCCUCCAGACCAAGCAGACCAGCGAGCUAUAAGAGAGCAAUAGGAGAGGACCAUGGGCUGUACUCGAAGGAACGUGCGGAGGAGCAGCCUCGCCCUCCAGUGAAGGCCAAUGACUAUUCAUCAUCAUCAGAGAGCAGCGAGAGCAGUGAGGAGAGCGAGAGCGGAGAAGGGGCGGAGGAGGAGAGUCCUUCUGACCGCCCACGUGAUCCAGAUUCUGACUCAGUGAACACUAUGGUAGUCCAUGAGGAAGAGGAUGGUGAAGGAGGAGAUGAAGAGCGUGCUGGUGGUUAUGGUGACCAGACAAUGCUUGUACAGAGGACUCCAGAGAAGCGUAGUCAUAAUGGAUACACUAACCUGCCUGACGUAGUUCAGCCAUCACACUCCCCCACCGACUCUGCCUCUCACUCUUCUCCUGGGAAAGACUCCACCUUUGACUAUCAGUCCAGGGGAUUGGUUAAGGCCUCUGGGAAAUCCUCCUUCACCACUUUUGUGAAUCUUGGAAUGUACCAACCAUCAGGAGGGACAGGGGAGACCAUCUCAGUGGGAGGUCUGGGUUCUCGCUUUGAUCAGCUGAAGUUGGAGGUGAGAAAAGGCUCCAUGGUUAACGUGAAUCCCACAAACACCCGCCCCGUCAGCGACACCCCAGAGAUCCGCAAGUACAAGAAGAGGUUCAACUCAGAGAUCCUCUGUGCUGCCCUCUGGGGUGUAAACUUGCUGGUAGGAACAGAGAAUGGUCUGAAGCUGUUGGACCGCAGUGGGCAGGGCAAAGUCUAUCCGCUCAUCAACUCCCGCAGGUUUCAGCAGAUGGACGUGCUGGAGGGACUUAACCUGCUCAUCACCAUAUCAGGGAAGAAGAAUAAGGUGCGAGUGUAUUACCUGGCCUGGCUGAGGAAUAAAAUCCUCCAUAAUGACCCAGAAGUGGAGAAGAAGCAGGGCUGGACCACUGUAGGGGAGAUGGAGGGCUGUGUGCACUACAAAGUGGUGAAGUACGAGCGGAUUAAAUUCCUAGUGAUCGCUUUGAAGAAUGCGGUGGAGGUUUAUGCCUGGGCUCCUAAACCCUACCACAAAUUUAUGGCCUUCAAGUCGUUCAGUGACCUGCCUCACAGGCCUCAGCUGGUUGACCUGACGGUGGAGGAAGGUCAAAGGUUAAAGGUCAUCUAUGGGUCAAGUGCUGGGUUCCAUGCCAUCGAUGUUGAUUCUGGGAACAACUAUGACAUCUACAUUCCCGUCCAUAUCCAGUCUCAGGUGACCCCGCAUGCCAUCGUCUUCCUGCCCAGUUCUGAUGGGAUGGAGAUGCUGUUGUGUUAUGAGGACGAAGGAGUGUACGUCAACACCUACGGCCGCAUCAUCAAAGACGUGGUGCUGCAGUGGGGAGAGAUGCCUACCUCUGUCGCUCAUAUCUGCUCUAAUCAGAUCAUGGGCUGGGGUGAGAAGGCUAUAGAAAUCCGCUCAGUAGAGACGGGCCACCUGGACGGGGUCUUCAUGCACAAAAGAGCUCAGAGGCUCAAGUUCCUCUGCGAGAGAAAUGACAAGGUGUUCUUUGCUUCUGUGCGAUCUGGAGGGAGCAGCCAGGUUUACUUCAUGACUCUGAACAGAAACUGCAUCAUGAACUGGUGAUAGAGCAGCGUUGUCAUCACUGCUCUGCUCAGCUCUCUCUCUCACAUGCGCACACACACUCUCUCACACACACACACACACACACACACACACACACACACACACACAGACAAAGAGAUACAGUGUCCUCAUGCUUUUGCUCACACACAACACUUCCUCACAGACACACUCCUGAAAACAGAGAUAUGAACGCACGCACACACACCACACACAUGCACAGCGGAGCACCCGUGUGGCAGACUGUCACACUGAAUGAAGGUUCUUCUCUUAACUCGGAGCCUGUUGUACAGAGUUUGUGUGGGUGUGGGAGUGAGUAUGCGUGUACGCGCCUUUGCUUUACUGGCCAUAAUGGAGCUUACUUUUAGCUUCAAACCAAGUACUCGCUUCAACUAGAUCACCAGAUUUAAACUAGUCUGCUUUCUGCUCACUCAAGAGCCUUAUUUCAACAUUCCAACCUUAUAACGAGAGAAGAGAGCGAUUGUGGAGAAGCAGCCUCCCUGCAGCAGCAGUGAGUGUGCGUGUGAGAGGCUGCACAAAACAGCAGGAACAGCUUGGAACUCUUUGUGGUGAUGGAUGCACCUCUAGUGGUCGGGAGCAGUACUGCAGCAUCUGUAAUUUUCCAUUCUCCACCGUACUGUAUAGUGCAGUAGCCUAGUCGUUUGUUUAUCAGUUGCAUUUAAGGGUUCAAAAUAUCAGUGAUUUUACCGUUUUUCAUUUCAACAAGCAAAAGAGUAGAGAGCAGAUCUCACAAAUAGAUAUCAUGUUUUGAGCUGGUUUGCCACUUUUAUUCAUUUUGCUCUUAGCUGUACGGCCAAGAAUUGGACAGAAUUCGACAAGAAGUCAACUGACCGUUCAAGUGGUCAAAGCGCUCUUAGUAGUCACUGCUUUUACGAACUGAAUUUAGCGUUGCGCUUUUUUCGACUGUAGGGCACAGAAGUGUAACCACUACUACAUGGCAGUCUCUCUCUGACUUAGCUUUUGAGAAUGCCUUUUUUUUUUCUUCUCUCUCUUUGUCGGAACAGUAUAUCUUGGGCAGUUUGAUAUUCUCUGUAUGUAUAGGUAUUUGGUAUUAUUCUUACUUUAAUAAUCUACUGUAUCUCUUGCUGUUCUAUUGCAAUAUGUGCUGUAUUUGUGCUGUUCUCGUUUUGAAGUUUUCACAAAGGGGGAGCUCCUCUUUAACCCAGUCGGAUUACGAGGUCAAGGAGACGAGUUGAAGUUCAUUAAACUUAAUUUAAUUUUUUUUUUCUUUGAUAGUUUUUGGCAGCAUGAAUGUGUAGUCCAGUUGUGAAUGCGUGCCACUGUAUAUAGCAUCCAUGCCUUGUUAAAAAUGAAAUUUUUGAAGUAAGCUUCGACACACUACACUGAUUUUUCUUGAGCAGUUAGCAUAUAUCGUCACACAACUACGUUAUUCAAAAUCAACACUGAUCUUUCACUUACUUCUCAAAGGAUCUCACAACUGCGCCAUGCAUUUAUGCUGCCAAAAUGGCUCCCUGGUGUGAGAUGUGAGAUAUAGCCUUACGGGAAGUGUUGUUUUUAGAUUUGGAUUAGUCUUUCUAGAUUGCAUCAGGCGUGCAGUGCGAAAUUUAGUUUCCUUGGUAAAUAUUUGGACCCAUCCUUUUUUUUGGGAUAGAACUUUUCAUUAGUUGGUAACAGGUUUUCUUUUUUUUUCUUACAGUGAUUUUGGCUGGACUCGUGUAUGUGUGUGUGUAUGAGUGUGAGACUGUACUGUAAAGUACACAGUGUAGUCCAAAGCAAUAGCAGAAAGGUCGGCGAGCUUAAGUGGGCUCUACUCUUUGAGCCGCUGACUUCGGCCGUGCGUGCGUGAUGUUACCUGCAAUACUAGCAAAUCCAGAAAAGCAUCGGAACUUUCCCCUUCAUUUGCUCGCACAGUCUACUGUGGAUCCAAAAUCUGUGUUUACAAAACCGUACGAUAUUUACUGUUCAUAAUAAGAUCUGCUGCUUAGAAAGGCUGCUCAGUUAUUGAAUUAUUAUAUGUGGUUGGAUUUAGGGGUGGGCAAUAUGGCAGCAAUGUAAUAUCAAGAUAAUAGCACGAUAUAUGAUACAUAUCAUCAUAUUUUCACAAUAUACGAUUAGGCCUGUUACAGUCCUGAAAUCUUAGCUGACGAAUAAUUGCUAAAUGAAAAAUUGCAGUCAACAGAUUAAUUGUACUGUAUGCCAACUAUUAAAGUACAAGCCUACGCCUAAGGUGGCUAGAUUGAAUGAUACUUGAUGACAGACACAGCUGGAGCUUGAAUAAACAAACAUUACUCACUGCUGCCCUCUAAAGGUGUUAUAGCAGCAGUUAAAUGUUAGAAAUGUAGUUUUUCGUAAGAAACAAUGUGUCUCAGUAAAAUGUUUUCUGCUUUGAUGGAUAAAAAUGCAGCCAAUCCACAGAAGAGAUGUAAACAUUUGAUUGUGAAAGCUAACAAGCUGCAGUCAGCUUGAAUAAUUGGUCACUAUGGACUAUGUAUUAAUUGUAACAGGCCUAUAUACCACAUACCAGUAACGUUUCAAAUACUGUGCGGCACAACAUCCAAGCAGAUGAGCUAGAAAAGCCUGUUGUGAUUUCAUGUAUCGUGAUAGCAUCAUAUCGUCAUAUCGCCCAACCCUAGUUUUAUUUUUUUGAUAGAGUGUAACUGAAAGAGCAUAUUAGCUAUUACUACCAGAAAGAUGCCUAUAUUAAAAAAAGCUCUCAAUGCGAUAGUUGAAUGAAGAGGAUUUAUGCGAUUGUAACACACCGAAGCACUUUGACUUUUGUCAGAACCUGUUUCUGAUGGCUUUUGAGGCAGAGACCCCAUCAGCUAAACUACUUUUUUUCUAUAAGGUAUGCACAACGGCAGUAGCAUUAGGCAUUAUUAAAAUGAAUAUUAUAUAAGGAGAAAAUCACAUAUUAAAGAAAAUAGUUUAAAAAAGACCCUGAAGUGUGUUAAAGGUUCUUAAAGUUCUAUAUUGGAGCGAGGCUUUCUUUAAUAAAUCUUUUAAUUUAUACUUCCUUUGUACUUCUAAAUUCUAGUUAAACCAAGUCACGCAUGCACACACAAACCCCUGCAUAUUCGUUUUAUGCUUGUGUUUUGUUCUUGUCACAGUGUCACGUUAGCAAAAACCAAUCUGUUGAGAUAUUUAAAUGUAGUUACUUUUUAUCGUAGCCAGUGAUCCUUGUUCUCUCAUUCUUUCUCAUACGUAUCUAGUUGCUAGUUUUCACUUUCUUGUUUAUUCGUACACACUUGAGUUAUCAUACACUCAUGUACUCUACAGGAUUUAUAGCCAUUUUGUUGCUUAAUAAGCCAAACUACCAUGUUUACCAUUAUAGCAGUGCCUUGGAGUGGGGUUUUGUGUGUGUGCAUGUGUGUGUAUUUGAGCAAAGGAUGCUGUAACAUUUCCAUACAGGUUUCUAAUCCAUCCUCCCCAUUUGUAACGAUUCAGGGAAGAAGGAAAAUUGCUAGUUCCUGAUUUGACGAAGUAAACCCAGUGCAAUCAAGAAAGUCAAGAAAGUGCACUUAAACUGACGUUAGCCAGAACAGUUAGUUCAGGCCCAAAGCCAUGCGUUAGGCAAGGUCUUUCCCCCCUAGAUGGAAUUAGGGCCUCGUAUUCGAGCCUCAUUUGCCCCCAAACUCUAGGCUUCAAUGCUGAGCCCAUUGCUUGAAAGCUGCAGCGAGUUGCGCUGGUUUCUACAGACAGUGGUCGGGGUUGCCGUGGCAACGAGCCGGUUCCAUGCAUUGUGAUGUAACAAUGUCCCAGCGUUCCUUACAAAACUGGAUGGUGGAAUCCAAAUGGUUCUCCAGUGCACAGUACCAGUCAAAAGUUUGGACACCCACAAGAAGGGUUUCCUCACAUUUUCCACGUUUUUGAAUAACAGUAACAUCAAACUAUAGAAUUACCUACCAAAGACAUGUUAAACCAGUCCAAACUAUCUCUUACUUUACAUUCUUCAGAGUACGCCUUGAAGGUUUGCACACGCUUGGAGUUCUCUCAAGCAGCUUCAUGAAGAACAACCUGGGAUGGGCUUGACCUUGUUGGCAAAAUAGGCAUAAACAAAUGUCAAGCAUUUAAGCGCGAGCUUUUAGAUCAAAAUGUCUUUAUGAUUCUGAACAAGAUACAUCCAAUCAGGUGUGUUAACACUUUUGACUGGUACUGUAUAUCUUCAUAUAGUGCGUUAUAAUAAAGAGGUUCUUAUAUAUAGAGAGAUAAAUGGUUUAAAUUACAGAGACUGAAUUUAUAUAGCCGUUUUAGGGUGCCUAUUUGCGAUGGAAUCAAAAAGUAAUAUAUCAUUCGAUGAUUAUUUUAUUACAUAGGACUAUAUCCACAUGUAUAUUGUGAUAAUUUAAUGAAUGUAACCUUCCAUUGGAACAGAUUUAUAUGUGUAACACUUUUACCGGCCUAAUGAUAUUCUAAGCACAAUGUAUAUUUCCGCUUUAGCUUUGAGAGCUGUACAUUCGGCUAUAUGUGCUUUAUGACUUUAGUUAGGGAAUUGGACUGAUGUGCCUCUUUCUCUCUCUCUCUCUCUCUCUCUCUCCCUCUCUCUGUGUGUCGUUGUUCGCUGUGAGCUUUAGAAAAGAGGGAGCGUGGGUGUGUGUAUGUGUGAAUAGGAGAGUUAUUUUUGAUCUGAGUGUGUGCUGCUCAUGAUGCCCUGAGAGGGAGAGAUGGAGAGAGGAGGAGGAUCAGUCUAAGCAAAAAGAGGACCAGUAUGCGUCAAGUUAGUCACAGAGAGCAGCAGCAUGCUCAGAUAUCACAUCCACAUCAGCUUUUUAGGGUUCCAAGCACCAAAGAUUAUUAUGAGGGGUGCUAUAGUAUGAAAACGUCACUAAACCAGCUCUUGCACGUCCUCUUCAGACAUGACGGCGAUAUGUGGUAUAUUGCUCCAAGUUAACACUUUCAUCAGAAAGGGUAGAUGACUUUCCCAAACCAACCUUAUACACGUCUCACAGGCUGUUUUCAAUAUAUUUACCAGAAUUGUCUCAUAAACUAUUAAGCUCUGCUGUAAAGGUAUAUAAUGGUAUACAUUGACACAGGAACCAUUACUGUUUGUACUUCCAAAGCAGCGAAAGCUCAUAAACACCUAAUAUUAAUCAGUAGAGACAUUUUGUGGGUGUAUGUACCAAAAAGAGUCGUCUUUCAUUUUCACAUGACUAUUUGCCAACUUCUUUUUAGGCCUUAGAAUGAAACUGGUCAUUUUCAUUACUAUGUUGUUAAGACAGAUAUAUGUAAAUGACCUUUGUUCUGACUUUUGGCUGUCUCAUUUAAAAAGAAGUCCAGGCUAAACUCCUUAUAACUCCUUAUAGCUUCAACAUAAAUAGACGAGGCUAAACUGGCUGUAUAGGUGUAUAUUUGUAAAUAUGUUGAUUUUCAUGAUGUCACAGAAACAGUUAAAACAAGCUACAUAAUUUCCAUAUAUGGACUAGCUACUGAAUGUGAUGUUUAGAAACUUUAACAGUGUUUGCAUAAUACAUCAAACUCUUCUGUUAUGUGGACCAUUUUAUGUCCUGUAUGUGCCACAAAUGUGCUGGAACGCCCCCUUGUGACCUUUCGUGCUUGGAACCCUUCCAUUGCCGCUUGCGGCUAGGUUAAUUCUUAUUUUUAAUUUCGUCAUUCUCUCACAACUGACCACAUUCCUCCCAAUAUGAGAAUCCUCAUUACAGCUGUUAGCAAGCAGCAGCGGCCCAGUGUCUUCAGUAUGGCUGUCCUUUCUUUACCUGUACUUUUAUAGUGACAUCAUAUGGAGGGCUAGCUGUGGCCUUGACAGGCAUGCUGAAUGUAAGCCAGGCUUCCUGUUGCACUCUUAGCUAAGCUUGCUCAGGCUGCAUAUUCAAACAGGAGCUUGAUUAGUCAAGUAAAUCAUGCUAAAUUUGAGAUUCAAAAGUUUUGGACUAGUGUUUAUAACAACACCCUUAAAAAUUAAAAGUUCCUUAAAACGUUCUUCCAUGUAAACAUGAAAACCUUCAAUCGGUGUGGAGACUUUUACAGUGUGUGGAGGUUCUUUAAACUUCUCAUUUUCUUUAAAAAAGCAUCCCCUGAAAGGAUCUUUAGGAAAAGAAAAGUGAUUCUUUUAUGGAAUCACUCCAAAAAGUCUUUUUAGAGUAAACAAAUUUACUCUAGAAUUAGAAUUUGUCUGCUUCAUUUCCCAGAUUUCUUCGCAUUCUUACUGCUCCACCAUUUAAGGUGGAACAGAAACGUGUGAAUAAGAAGCUUCCAAAUGGGAAACCAACUUCAGCCUUGUAAAUUUAGGAAAUUCCAGAAUUCUUAGUCUUAUUUCAUGAUUUCUUUUUGGUUCUAGAACACAAGUCUAGUCCUAGGAUUAGGACUAGACUUUGCUCAGAAAAGCCCCGAUAGCUGUACUCCAUUCAGUUAAACACCUCCUACGCAGUUGGAAAUAAAACAAGGUUUUAAAACUUGUUCCACAAACAUAAACAAGAAAAUAAGUUCUGUUCAUCGGUUUCCCUGGAUGAUUUUCAUCAGGUAUAUUUAGCAGUGACUGUGGGUCAUGGAGUCAUACUAUCUUUGAUCUGAGAGUAAAAAUGUGAACCUAGGAUCAGUUUUUGCCUUCCUCAUCCAAAUGAAUAUAAUCAUAUAGGUUUGAUUAUAGAACUGAUCCUGGAUCAGCGUAAUUCACCCUUGAGAUCUCUGGUACAUAUGGUCUGUGUCCAGUUUCAGGUAGAGUGUGUUGUGAUUGUGUGUGUAAGGGGCAUGAUUCCCUCAUUUAUGGCCUUAAAUUGCUGAUUUGAGGCACAUUUAUCUACUCUACACACUAUUAGCAUUAAGCUAACCAGUGGCAUUUCUCUGCGAUUCUCUAGUGACAGCAAGUAAACCCCUGGCUGACUUGUAAAAUAUUUACUACAGCGAAUGGAAAACAAGAAGUUCAUGAUUUUUUGUUUGUUUAUUUGUAUUAUUGGUUUUUGGUUGAUUUUGAUUGCUGUAACCAGGAGAGGUCAAUGGUCAAUAGGAAAACUCAACAAAGUUGAUAUCCUCUGUGAUGGGUUGAUAAAUGUUUUUUGCUUUCUUUCAUUCUUACUUUUUCCUUUUUCCUCCCUCUCAAAGUUCUUGUUUAAAGGAGAAAAGUAGAUGUUUCAGAAAUGUAUUUUUUAGUGUUUACGUUCAUGAGAGGGUCGAGUUUGAGAUGAUUUUAACGAACUGAUGGUUUUCAGUCUUACAGAGUGUGCUGGAUGAACUCAUACGCCUGUAAUGUCUUAAAUACGGGAUUGUUUGAAAAUUAAAAAUAACUUGAUCUCA